Messenger RNA from Drechmeria coniospora, 246 nucleotides. RefSeq lists its product as uncharacterized. Lineage: Eukaryota; Fungi; Ascomycota; Sordariomycetes; Hypocreales; Ophiocordycipitaceae. The record is from RefSeq and is a predicted model, not a curated record. The transcript has a single exon. Bases 1 to 246 code for a protein of 81 amino acids.
AUGGGAUGGGAUGGGACGGGACGGCAUGGGAUGGGACCAAGGCGACUGCCUACGUCGUUGCGCUCCAGCCUCGGCCAGGGGUUGAGGGCUGGGCAAGGCGCAGGGCAACAACUCUGGUUGGGCGCGAAUCCAGUGUCGGAGCAUGAGUCGACGGCGUUCAAGGAGACCGAGGUGGGCAGAGGAGCGGUGCGAAACAAAAAUCGGACGACGACGAAGCGGGAGGCCAACGGCCAGACGGGCGAGUAG